Messenger RNA from Pogona vitticeps (central bearded dragon), 3828 nucleotides. The record is from RefSeq and is a predicted model, not a curated record. Lineage: Eukaryota; Metazoa; Chordata; Lepidosauria; Squamata; Agamidae.
CAGGAGACCAUGCUGACGUCACUGGCACGGCGGUUCCCGUCUGCAUGUGGGUGCAGUUGAACAGCUUUCAACAGGAAACAGUAGCUGAUGUGAAGCCGGGUGUCCAUCAGUAACGCCCUAUUGUGCUGAAGAUGUCUAAUAGCAACACGACACAGGAGACACUGGAAAUAAUGAAAGAAUCGGAAAAGAAGCUGGUUGAAGAAUCUGUGAACAAAAACAAGUUUGUAUCCAGGUCACCAAGCAAAGAAGAACUGGAGAAGGAUGGGGAGGAGGGCAGCACACGGCAAGAAACUCAGAGGCGGACAUCCAAUCAUGGUCAUGCUAGGAAAAGAACCAAGUCAAAUUCAAAGAUGAAGCUAGUCAGAAGCCUGGCUGUAUGUGAGGAAUCCUCUAGUCCUUUUGUGGAUGGGCCAUUAGAGACUCAGGAUAUCAUACAGUUGCACAUCAGCUGCCCCUCUGACAAGGAAGAAGACAAGUCUACAAGAGAUGGCCCUGAAAAGGAAGAUAAAGAAAAAAAUAAAGAGAAAGCACCCAAGAAAAUGUUAUCUAGAGAUUCCAGCCAGGAAUACACAGACUCCACUGGAAUAGAUUUGCAUGAAUUUUUAGUAAAUACACUGAAGAAGAACCCAAGGGAUAGGAUGAUGCUGCUAAAAUUAGAACAGGAGAUCUUGGAAUUUAUUAAUGAUAACAAUAAUCAGUUCAAGAAGUUUCCCCAAAUGACCUCAUAUCACAGAAUGCUUUUACACCGGGUUGCUGCUUAUUUUGGCAUGGACCACAACGUAGACCAAACUGGGAAGGCCGUCAUUAUCAACAAAACCAGUAACACAAGAAUCCCUGAGCAGAGAUUCUCUGAGCACAUCAAAGAUGAGAAGAACUCUGAAUUUCCACAGAGGUUUAUUCUCAAGCGAGAUGACACCAGCAUUGAUCGAGAUGAUAAUCAGAUCAGAAUCCCACUGCAGGAUGGACGGAGGAGCAAAUCCAUAGAAGAGCGGGAAGAAGAAUAUCAGAGGGUUAGAGAACGCAUAUUUGCACGGGAGUCGGGCCAGAAUGGAUUCCUGAAUGACAGCAGACUCUCCAAAGAAGGCUUUUCUUCUAGCUCUCACAAAAGGCGACAGAUCUUUAGGGGUAAUCGUGACGGGCUCAGCCGGGCUUCGGGUAGCCGCCAGAGCAGCACAGAGAGCGAUCUCAAGUCACUGGAACCUCGGCCAUGGAGUAGCACAGACUCGGAUGGCUCGACUCGCAAUCUGAGGCCUCCUGUCACUAAAGCCAGCAGCUUCAGUGGCAUUUCUAUUUUGACACGAGGAGACAGCAUUGGUGGCAUUGGCAAAGGGAGCAGCGCUGGACGAACUGUCAGGCCAGGUCUGUCACUCAGUACCUCAGAAGGGUGUAGCCAAGUCUCCUCUGCUCAGCCUGGCCGAGGCCUCUUGCCCUGUGCUGCCCAGCAGCAGCAGCCGCAGCAGCAGCAUCAACAGCUUCCACCUACUCCCCAGCAACAGCCAGCAAUGAGUAAUCACAUCAUAUCACAGCCGGUCCCAGCUCUGCAGCCCUCUCCACAGCCUGUUCAAUACUCUCCAAGCUCCUGCCCCCAAGUCCUCCUGCCAGUUUCUCCACCCCAGCAGUACAACAUGGCCGAUGAACUCAGCAACCCCUUUGGCCAAAUCAACCUCAGCCGCCAGGGUUCUGCUGAAACACCAGAUCCGUCCUCGUCCAUGUUCCAGCCACCAAUCAUGUCCCAGCAUCCUCAGCAGACUGGAUUCAUUAUGGCUUCCCCAGGGCAGCCAAUCACAGCCUCCAACUUCUCUGCCUCUGGACACACAGCACCCGCCCAGCAAGUCUUGCAGCCCCAGAGCUAUAUGCAGCCUCCCCAGCAAAUUCAGGUUUCUUACUACCCACCAGGGCAGUACCCAAACUCUAGCCAGCAGUUUCGACCUCUCUCUCACCCGGUGGCCUACAGCCCACAGCGCAGCCAGCAGCUGCCUCAGCAGUCACAACAGCCUGGUUUACAGCCAAUCAUGUCCAACCAGCAGCAGACAUACCAAGGUAUGAUAGGAGUGCAGCAAUCCCAGGGCCAGAAUCUCCUCAGCAACCAGCGCAACAACAUGGGUGGCCAGAUGCAGAGCAUGAUGGGUGUCCAGCAAUCGCAAAGCCAGAGCCUCCUGAACAAUCAGCGAGGAAACAUGGGCAGUCAGAUGCAAGGCCUGAUGGUCCAAUAUACUCCACUGCCUUCAUAUCAAGUGCCAGUGGCUAAUGAGUCUCAGGGCGUAGUCCAGCAGCCCUUUCAGCAGCCUGUUCUGGUCCCAGCCAACCAGUCUGUUCAAGGAGGACUACAAGCUGGGGGAAUGCCAGUCUAUUACAGUGUUAUCCCACCAGCCCAACAGAAUGGCACCAGCCCUUCUGUCAGCUUUCUCCAGCCUCCUGGGACAGAGCAGUACCAGAUGCCCCAGUCCCCUUCACCCUGCAGCCCACCACAAAUGCAGCAGCAGUAUUCAGGGGUAUCUCCGACUGGGCCUGGUGUUGUAGUAAUGCAACUCAAUGUACCCAAUGGCCCCCAACCACCCCAGAAUCCUACAAUGGUGCAAUGGAACCACUGCAAGUACUAUAGUUUGGACCAGCGAGGUCAGAAGCCUGGAGACAUCUAUAGCCCAGACGCCAGCGCUCAGGCCAGCAGCACCCAGUUGAACAGCCCCAUCACAUCCCCUACCCAGUCCCCAACACCAUCACCUGUCACGAGUCUCAACAGUGUCUGCACAGGUCUCAGCCCCCUCCCGGUGCUCACGCAGUUCCCCCGGCCGGUGGGCCCAGCACAAGGUGAUGGGCGCUAUUCCUUGUUGGGCCAGCCACUGCAGUACAAUCUCUCUAUUUGCCCCCCACCUAUGUUGCACAACCAGUCCAGCUAUACAGCACACCAGGGACAGGCAGGAAUGAAGCAUGGCAAUCGAAACAAGAAGCAGGCUCUCAAGUCAGCAUCUACGGACCUUGGGACAAGUGACGUAGUGCUGGGCCGCGUCCUGGAGGUAACCGACCUACCUGAGGGCAUCACGCGUACCGAGGCCGACAAGCUCUUCACUCAACUUGCCAUGUCUGGUGCCAAAAUCCAGUGGCUCAAAGAGACUCACGGGCGCCCUGGGGGCGGCGGCGACAACAACCACGGAACUGCAGAGAACGGCAGGCAUACUGACCUUGCUGCCUUAUACACCAUUGUGGCCGUCUUCCCCAGCCCUUUGGCAGCCCAGAAUGCCUCCCUGCGUCUCAACAACUCCCUUAGCUGCUUCAAGUUGCGAAUGGCCAAAAAGAACUAUGACCUGCGUGUACUGGAGCGUGCCAGCUCCCAAUAGGGGCAGGUGGAGGGGCAGGGCGUGGGGUCCACAAGCACACUGGACUGGCCUUUCCGGUCCCCACUCUGUCCCUUGACUCCUCUUCUGCCUCCCACCCUACUUUAUUUCCACAUGCACCUCCUCCUUUCUUUCUUUCUUUUUUUUAAAUGGUGGGAAACUGGGGGGCGGAAUCUUUCUGGAGAUAUUUAUACGGACAGAAUGAAGAGAAGAGACAUUGAUUUUUGUUUUUGUUUGGGGGUUUCUGUUUUUAUUUUAUUUUAUUUUUUUUUUGCGUGGAAGAACAUGUCCCACCCCUUGCCCCCUUUCCAGAACAUGUGUAUAUUGUUUUUGUUCAGCGUUGUGCCGCGGUACGCAGCCGUAUUUAAUUGCACAUACAGAUGUUGGCUGGGUAUGUUCACUGUACAUUUUAUUUAAUCUGGGUUUAUUAUUAUUAAUAUUAUUAUUUGGUUUUUAAAUAUAAAAAAAAUUGUCUGUCACUUUAAAGCUGCUUCUU